This is a messenger RNA of Carassius gibelio (silver crucian carp), 5356 nucleotides long. RefSeq names its product receptor-type tyrosine-protein phosphatase alpha-like. The transcript has 22 exons. Gene Ontology annotation, biological process: protein dephosphorylation. Gene Ontology annotation, molecular function: protein tyrosine phosphatase activity. NCBI's taxonomy places the organism in Eukaryota, Metazoa, Chordata, Actinopteri, Cypriniformes, Cyprinidae. The record is from RefSeq and is a predicted model, not a curated record. Bases 466 to 3018 code for a protein of 850 amino acids.
UCGUCCGCCAGAUGUCGCGGCGUCUCUGCGUGGGAAGAGGAGAGGAGGGGCCUGGCCUGGGAAUCCGCUGCUUCCCAUUCCAGGCGCAGGGGCACAAUAUGGCGGAUUAGGAGGCGAGCUACGCGCCCGGAUACAACGAACAAAUCGUGGGAUACCGAUUCCCCGUGUCGCGGAGAAGGCAGGAUUAUAGGCAUUUUGGAAAGCUCACGCACAACUUUUAAGACUUCCCGAGACAUGCAUUUCAGAUACCAGUGAGCGCCUUCGUUGCUUUGCCCCACUCCAAAUUGGCUGUCUGUCCGAGAUCAUUCCUAUCACCCAGGCCCCCCACCCCGAACACACUCUUGGUUCCUGGGGUGUGGAGACAGGGGCCGGGGAAGAGGAAAACAAUCGCACUUUAUCUGGAACACCAGGCUCCGUGGCGCGGGACAGGGCUGUCAAGGAGAUCAUUGUGCGAAUGAGUGAGUGAUGCAGGUUUCGUUUCUACAGGGCAGUAUGGGUGUGUAUCCUCUGCUCCUGCUACUCCAUGUGGCCUAUGUGGCCCUCAGCACGGCCCAGAUACUCCCUGACCCUUCAGGUGCAGUCGGGACCGCCAAACCUACACAACCUCCUCCCACAUCUAUCUCUAUAGUCACCCAGGCACCCCCAUCAUCCACCCCAUCUUCAGCACCGUCCCCUGAACUUGUUGCAACAACAGGACUCAAUGACUCCGCAGGCGUGGUGACCCCAGAGGUUCCUGCCCCUCCAGCUGUCUCUACCAAGGCACCAGCCACCCCCUCAACCCCAUCUGCUGCACCCCCGUCCCUCACCACCACUGGAGUUUUGGCUACAACAGAGCCCCCUACACCUGGACUGACACCCACUCAAUCCACGUCAGAGCCUGAGACGGGCACCCCGUCUGCCCCUGCAGAGACCACCACAGCUGACAUCACCAAGCCUCCAGAUGAUGGUGGGCAAGAUGACACGGCUAUAAUGGCAGUGAUGGUCGCCCUGUCCUCUCUGCUGGUCAUCGUCUUCAUCAUCAUCGUCCUGUAUAUGCUCAGGUUUAAGAAGUACAAGCAGGCAGGGAGCCACUCCAAUUCCUUCCGCCUCACCAACGGCAGAGCUGACGACACAGAACUUCAGAGUGUGCCGCUAUUGGCCCGCUCUCCUAGUACCAACAGGAAGUACCCGCCCCUUCAUGUCGACAAGCUGGAGGAGGAAAUGAACCGGCGAAUGGCCGAUGACAAUAAACUCUUCCGUGAAGAAUUCAACUCGUUGCCUGUAUGUCCCAUUCAGGCCUCAUGUGACGCUGCCUCGAAGGAGGAGAAUAAAGAGAAGAACAGAUAUGUCAACAUCCUGCCCUAUGAUCAUUCUAGGGUGCAUUUGACUUCUCUGGAGGGAGUUCCUGACUCUGACUACAUCAACGCUUCCUACAUAAACGGAUACCAGGAGAAAAACAAAUUUAUUGCGGCACAAGGACCAAAAGAGGAAACGGUCAAUGACUUCUGGAGGAUGAUCUGGGAACAGAACACUGCCACCAUCGUAAUGGUAACCAAUCUGAAAGAAAGGAAAGAGUGUAAAUGCGCUCAGUACUGGCCUGACCAGGGAUGCUGGACCUACGGAAAUAUCCGCGUGUCGGUGGAGGACAUGAUGGUUCUGGUUGACUAUACCAUCCGCAAGUUCUGCAUUCAGCAGGUGGGUGAUGUGUCUGGUAAGAAGCCUCAGAGGCUGGUCACACAGUUUCACUUCACCAGCUGGCCUGAUUUCGGGGUUCCCUUCACUCCCAUUGGCAUGCUGAAGUUCCUUAAGAAGGUCAAGAACUGCAACCCACAGUAUGCUGGACCCAUAGUGGUUCACUGCAGUGCUGGUGUUGGCAGGACCGGGACCUUCAUUGUGAUAGAUGCUAUGCUGGACAUGAUGGGGGCAGAGAGAAAGGUUGACGUCUUCGGAUUUGUCACACGGAUCAGAGCCCAGCGCUGUCAGAUGGUCCAGACUGAUAUGCAGUAUGUGUUUAUUUUCCAAGCUUUGCUAGAGCACUACCUGUACGGAGACACAGAGUUAGAAGUGACGUCUCUGGAGUCGCACCUGAAUAAGCUGUACGCUCCCUUACCUGGAGCCGGCUGUGGAGGAAUGGAGGCAGAGUUCAAGAAACUUACCUCCAUUAAAAUCCAGAACGACAAGAUGAGAACGGGGAACUUGCCUGCCAACAUGAAGAAAAACCGUGUUUUGCAAAUCAUUCCAUAUGAGUUUAACAGAGUGAUCAUCCCUGUAAAACGAGGGGAGGAGAACACAGACUACAUCAACGCCUCUUUUAUAGAUGGUUAUAGGCAAAAGGACUCGUACAUGGCAUGUCAGGGGCCGCUGCAGCACACUAUUGAAGACUUCUGGAGGAUGAUCUGGGAGUGGAGAAGCUGCUCUAUCGUUAUGCUGACCGAGCUGGAGGAGAGAGGACAGGAGAAGUGCGCUCAAUAUUGGGCUAGUGACGGUGUGAUGGUUUGUGGAGACAUGUCCAUCGAGUUGAAGAGGGAGGAGGAAAGUGAAAGCUACACUGUCAGGGACCUUCUCGUUACCAAUAACAGAGUAAGUCCAUUCAUAGGAUCUCCUGAAACGCUGCAUUGUUAUUUUAAUGUUUGCCAUUGCUGCAAUUGCCAUUUUUCUUUUUCUUUCUCUGUGCAGGAAAAUAAGGCUCGCGCUGUGAGGCAGUUUCAUUUCCAUGGCUGGCCAGAGGUGGGCAUCCCGUCUGAUGGGAAGGGUAUGAUCAACAUCAUCGCUGCAGUUCAGAAACAGCAGCAGCAGUCUGGAAACCACCCAAUCACUGUGCACUGCAGUGCCGGAGCGGGGCGCACAGGGACGUUCUGUGCUCUGAGCACGGUCCUGGAGCGGGUGAAGGCAGAGGGCAUUCUGGACGUUUUUCAGACGGUGAAGAGCCUAAGACUACAGAGACCGCACAUGGUGCAGACACUGGAGCAGUACGAGUUCUGCUACAAAGUGGUCCAGGAAUACAUUGAUGCCUUCUCUGACUACGCCAACUUCAAGUAAAGCCACACCCACCCGCAGAAGAUCGGACAGACUUUCCCAGACACGCACCCACACUUUCACAAAAACACCGCUGAACGAGACGGACUGCCAGCACAAAGCAAAAGGGAAUAAAAAACUUUUGGCCGCUAGGAGCGAGAACACGUCGGUGCUGAAGAUGGAAAGAAAACAAACAAAGAAAACACCAUUAGAGAUGCCUUCUUGAAUAUUUUGUAAUAUUGCUCUUGUUUAUAAGGCCCUUACCCAUUUCUCUCAGUGUAAAUAUGCUCUUGUAUUUUUGUUUUGUUUUGUUUAAUUUGUUUGGUUUUAGAAGCCAUUCUGUUACGGUUUUUAGAGUGACCUUAAUAUAGUUAACUGGUAUAUAAAUGCAAACGUGAAUGGCGCUAUAGAGACAGAGCAGUAGCAAGAAAAGGGUGCUUUUUACUGGGUGUUUUAACAACAACUUCCUUUUUUCUCUGCAGUUGAGUGACUGAAACCUAUUUGAAUGGCAGCUCAAUCCCACUAUGCUGUUGCCUGUAGCUACAUAACGCGGCAAAAUCAACCAACCGUGGUGCAUCAGCGACUGUAAACGCGCGUUCGCAGAAAACACUUCACUGUGCUUUUUGAUUGUGUUUACUGGAGUGACAGAUAUAAUUUUUUAAUCCAUUUUUUAAACAGGGACCGGUUUUUGGGCCGUGACUAAGGUCUCGCUUAGAUCUGAAGAUGUUAAGUGUGUCUUUGUGUUGUCCGUUGUAUUACAGUGUGCCGACUUUGUCCGAACUAGACAAUGGUAGGACAAACAGGAGAGUGUUAAGACCAGAGAAAUUCCACUUAAUUCCACUUAAGUUUCAUUCCAUGCCCAAACAUCUUUUCUUUUCAAGAUCGCUCUAAAAGCACCUUCUGUAGUUGUGAUUAUAAUCAAAGAAUUUAUGUAUUUACUCGCUCAGAUGUCUAAUAAUUGGCCUUAACAACUGUGCUUAUCUUCAUUUGAUGAUCCCACCGGUUUCUCUAGUUGCAAGGUACUGGUGCAAAGUUGAUCUAGAAAGUUCUACUAGAAAUUACAUAUGAUCCCCUGAUCAUCUGUUCCUGCCCCUGUAAAGGACUUCAUGGUGCCGAAGACAACGAGCCCUUUCCAGCUCCACUGAGCCAGUUUAUAUGACGCUUCAGUCCUAGCAUAAAGACCAGGUAGAUGGUUAAAAUGAGGACAUGUAUUAUCAUUUUAGCUCGUGAUUAUCAGCAAAUUAUUUUAGGAAAUCUAUUUAAACCCAAUAGUUGUCGUUCAGAAUCACUCACCCCUGUCAUUCAGAUAACCGGGUUCUUGAAACUGUUAUUAUUUCAGAUCCAUGAUAUUCCGAAUGAUGAAUUGCGGAUUUCUAUUACAGCUUGCUGUGGGCUUCAUCUUAAGGUAUUCCAUAAAACGCUGACGGAUUUGCUUGAGUAUUGUGUAAGUCGACUAACUCUAUCCACAUGAGACACCGUGCCAAUAGCAGCCUCUCGGGGGCAGGAUCCUUUUUCAGAGGUGGGAAAGUGCCUCAUCGCGUUCCUGUAGCUUCAAGCAUAUUCCCACCCGCUCUUUUGUAGCCCAUGUUCUCCCGAUCCACUGGGACACUGUGGCCUGUACGGCGUAUGAUAAUCUGUAAUGGAACCCAAACGGUUGCUUUUCUGCAUUUUUGGUGUGUUUUCAAACUGUUUUUUUCCUUUUUGCUUACAUGCCAUAUAAAACCAUCCUGAAGGAAGCACCAGACUUCAGGACAAGUCCCUCAAAACCCAAGCUCUUAAUGUACGCAGAGCAAUCAAGAAGGGAAGCCACGUAUCUGGGGGCUCACUUCAUUCUUCAGUUGAAUGUGACAUUGAAACGGCUUGCUUGGAUAAGCGAAAGGACAAAGACUGAAAAAUAAAAGAUUCUGCUAUCCAGAAAGAAAACAUGAAAUUUUGGAUCUGAAACCUCUCUCUUUGAUUGGAUUGUUCCUAAAUUUCAAACUACAGCCUGUUUUAUGUUUCAGAAAUCCUAAUAAUGUUACCCUUUCUGAUUUUUCUUCUUGUACAUAAUGUAAGGAUAUUUAUAUUUCAUUCUUAUCUGUUGCUUUGCUUUUAUUUUAUUUGUAUCUUUAUCUUUUUUUUAAGAUACUUGUAUAUUAAACUGUACUGGGACCAUUUUGAAAUGUAUUAGUUUUUUUUUCUUCAGUUUUUAAUUCGGUAUUAUUGUCUUAAAAUCUAAUUUUUUAAUUUGCAUCUGUUUAUUUUUAGUGUUUUGUUAUACAAAUUUGAAUAUAUAUGUAUAUAUAAUUAUAUAUAUGAUGCAAAUUAUAUAUAAUUAUAUAAUGCCAAACGGCCAAACCUAAUAAAAGUGCUUGAGAUUUUA